Molecule: messenger RNA, 327 nt
Organism: Ostertagia ostertagi
Lineage: Eukaryota; Metazoa; Nematoda; Chromadorea; Rhabditida; Trichostrongylidae
Source: the annotation of a GenBank genome assembly
AUGCUGUAUAGGUCCUAUAUUCGAGCAGAUGAGUUGCUGACAUUUCAGUUGACUGUGCUUGACUACAAGGAGACCAAGCUUUUCUAUCUUCAGUAUAUGCCACAGGGUCUUCUCACUAGGGAGACAGACUUGUCACUUCAAUACAUUACGGAUUGGUUGAGCAUAGCAUUCAUAAUGCGUAAUGAGCUGGAACGGCGCCGGAAUGGAAUCCGAUCGUUCGGUGGGGGAAAUCGUGUCACAGCUACCGAUUUGAGUAUCACACCACUUCAUGCCACACAUCGUAAAUCAUUUGCGAAAGAACAGGUGAGUUUUCCGAGGAAAAUCUAG